AAGGAGGCUGCACUAGCGGAAGCCGCGCGCGCUCAUGCUGUGCUGGAGGAUCAGAUCGGCGCCCUGCAGCAAGCCGCGGCCUCCUACAACAAGAUCGCCUUGACUAGGAUAGCAGCUUUUCAAGCGAUCCUUCUCGUAGCCGACCCCAAGUCUGCUAUCGCCGCAAAGGACCUGUCAGAAGUCGCUAUGGCGCAAGCGGGCGCAACGGGAGAGGCCUGGGAGGGCGAGGCGGGUCGCCUUGAACAGAAGCCGCCGGUGCAGCGCACGGUAGCCGUGGUGCGCGUCGGCCCCAACAAAAUCGUUUGUCUGCCCCCGGAGACGACAGGCGCCGACGCCGCCCGAAUGAUGGAAGUGGGCUAUGGUCCCGGACUUCUCCAGCGGCUGCCCGACAGCUUGACUGUUGUCAACACGUCGACAACGGCAGUCGGCGUGGCCGACUACAUUUACGCCCGGCCCGGUUAUGGGCCCACCAUUGCAAGGGUGAAUCUGCUGUUGCGGGGUGAAGUCAGCGCUGAGAGAGAAGCCGUGUGGUGUAGAGAGCCUGUCCUGACAGAGCCUGGGUGA
Molecule: messenger RNA, 564 nt
Organism: Klebsormidium nitens
Lineage: Eukaryota; Viridiplantae; Streptophyta; Klebsormidiophyceae; Klebsormidiales; Klebsormidiaceae
Source: the annotation of a GenBank genome assembly